GUUUAAAUUAGACUCUUUCUAUUUUUUUCGGUUCUAUUGAUGUUGCGUAACUUGUAAAUGUAUAAAGCAAAGAUGUAAAAUUAUUCGAAAUUUCCAAGAAAGAACCGACUAGGAAUGUUUCGCUUACUCUCGAUUAUCAUAUAUGGUGGCAUAACGAAGAAAACAUAUUUAAAAUGCAAACAAAAUGCGUUUAGGUAAUUUAAAAAUUUUAACGAUCCGAGAUAAUUGUUAUCGGACUAAUGUAACUGGGAUAAUUAGAAAAUUACAAGAAUUUAUCAUUUCCAAAUAUUCUAGAAAAACUGGCUGUUCUCUUUCAGAAUUUUUUUUUAUUUAAAAGAAACAAAUUAUUUUAAAACAACAAAAAUAAAAUACAUACAAUCACAUUCUUAUUGAUCAGUCAUUCCAUAAUAAAAAUUUCGUAACAAUGUUGAAUGUAAACCGUUAAAACAACACACGCGAUAAUACCAUUUAGUUAAUUACAACCUUGAAAACACGAAAAAGAUAAAAAUAGGAAAUAAGCUGGGACGUUUAGUGUAUAAAAUUUUAAAUUCUACAGAUGCAAAAAUUUUGACACGUACGCAAUUGAAUGCAUAUAUUCGUUUACAAUUUCAUUAAAAGGUUCACGCAUUGAUGACUCAAAACAACUGACGCAUCAAUUUAACGCGCUUCUUUAACAAGUUGUAUUGCGAGAAGUGUCUAAAAUGAUUAUUUGAAUAUACACGCAGGAGAUUACAUGCUUCAACAAUUUUUUUAUUAUUGGAAUGUUCGCGAUAUCGCUCUUAGAUAUCUUAUAUCUGUAACCUUGAUAGCUCGGUUGAGUGUGAAAAUCGUUCCGAUCCGGAUCAGUAGUGAGUAAAAAGCCGAGCGCGCAAGAGAGAGAAAGGUUCCCUUCGUCUCGUCGUGCAUAAAAUGUUCUCCGAAUACGUGCCUUUCGUGACGAAAUAUUUUUACCAUAUAUUAGUUACCGUUAUAUCGCUCGUUUUAUUUAGUGAAUUUUUCGGAUGGCCGGACAAGAGAAUCGCUCCAAGUGGGACACGCGCAUUCACGGCAUCUGAUGAAUCUACGGAUCCGAGUGAAAAGACGGACGAAGAGUUGCUUGAAGAAGCCCAAGAAGAGCCUGCCUUACCAAAGGAUCUCAAGCACAUUCCAUAUCAGUAUGUCCGGCUGCCCGAAAAGGAAACGCUGUCUCGGGCGUCAGAAUUUUAUCAAAUAGCAGCCGCGAGACGUACCUUAAGAUACUUCAGCGCAGAUCCCGUUCCAAAGGAAGUUAUCCGCGAAAUUAUAAGGGCCGCAGGUACUGCCCCCAGCGGCGCGCACACAGAACCAUGGAGCUUUGUCGUGAUAUCCAAUCAAACUAUGAAAUCAAAAAUCAGAAGUAUCGUGGAACAAGAGGAGGAAAUCAAUUACAAGAAAAGGAUGGGCGUGAAAUGGACGACUGAUUUGUCUCCGUUGAAGACUAAUUGGGUAAAAGAAUAUCUCACCAUCGCCCCGUAUCUGAUACUCGUGUUCAAACAGAUCUACGGUAUUUUGCCAAACGGAAAAAAGAAGGUCCAUUAUUAUCAUGAGAUGAGCGUUUCUAUCGCGUGCGGAAUCCUCAUUACUGCCAUACAGUACGCCGGUUUGGUGACUCUUACAUCUACACCAUUAAAUUGUGGACCGGCUAUACGCAGUCUUCUUGGACGUCCAUCGAACGAAAAGCUCGUGUUACUUCUGCCAAUCGGCUAUCCAGCCAAAGAUGCCACUAUACCUGAUUUGCAACGAAAACCUCUAUCCGAAAUUUUAAUUGAGAUUGAUUAAUGAAAGUAUUGAGAGGAGACAAAUUCGUGAAACGCCCUAUUACCUUAACAUAAUAUUUAAUACUAAAUAAUGGAGAGAUAUAUUUUAUCAUAUACUUUCUUAUAAUUUACAUGGACAGAUCGAAAGUAGGAGUAUCUGAAAUAAAUAAUCAAACAUGCAUUUAUGUUAGCACUAUUUUUAUGAAAAAAUGUUAUAUAUUUUUCGGAUUACUAACUUUUUUAUAUCUUACAUAGAGCAAUUAUUAGCUACAAUAGUAAAAUGUAAUAUUUCUUGUCUCUUAUAAAACAUUGCCAAUAUUACAAAGUAAUUGUAAAGUCCAAAAAAAAGAGCUAAUCCCUGAAAUGUAGCACCUGUUCGAGUCAUGUCGUUUGUGUUAUAUAACUUCUCUCCUUCUCUCUCUCUCUCUCUCUCUUGCAGUUGAAAUGUUUACAAUGGCACGCAAUAAGACUGUUCUAAACUUAAUAAUCAGUUUGUAUAAACUAACGUUUAUUCCAAUUUGUAUACAUAAUGUUAAAAAUAAGUGCUAUAUAAGUUUGAUCAGGUUUAAUCGAGGAGAGAAAAACUUAAGGAUGAGUCGGCAAAAAAAUUUGAGUGAUAUAUAACACUAUUUAUACAAUUAGGCGGUCGUAAAAUUGUCAAAUUACGAAACAAAGUUUGACAUUAAAAAUACCAAAUAUCACCACAGUCACUUAAAAUUAAGUACAUUUAAUAUAUAAAAUAUAAAAAUACUGGGCUAAAUGUGACGAAGAACAUAUAAUCUUUCUGCGAGUGUGCUGCACGUCUGCGUAUGAUAGCUAUGUCGCUACUAAUAGCUAUCUCAUUAAGUGUAAAAGCUUUAGAGUAUCAUGAUACAUACAGAGAAACAGAGAUAAUAUUUUAUUUUUUAUCACUAUUCAUGGAACAAAUACUAUCAAUAUCAUGAUUUUUCUAGAAUAAGUUUUUUUCGUUUCCAUGUGUAUUUUUUUCUUUUUUUUUCUUUUCUAUGAAACUUGGUUUCUACCAAAUCUGUAGCGCGAGAAGCUAUAAGAGUUAAUGUGAAAA
Molecule: messenger RNA, 2838 nt
Organism: Formica exsecta
Lineage: Eukaryota; Metazoa; Arthropoda; Insecta; Hymenoptera; Formicidae
Gene: Iyd
Product: iodotyrosine deiodinase 1
Exons: 4
Coding region: 910-1797 (295 amino acids)
Molecular function (GO): oxidoreductase activity
Source: RefSeq, a predicted model, not a curated record